This is a messenger RNA of Corythoichthys intestinalis (scribbled pipefish), 5606 nucleotides long. Its product is annotated as exostosin-like 2. Gene Ontology annotation, cellular component: membrane. The coding region runs from base 176 to 1198 and encodes 340 amino acids. NCBI's taxonomy places the organism in Eukaryota, Metazoa, Chordata, Actinopteri, Syngnathiformes, Syngnathidae. The record is from RefSeq and is a predicted model, not a curated record. The transcript has 5 exons. Gene Ontology annotation, molecular function: glycosyltransferase activity.
UAGACAUAACUUAAUCUGGUUGAACCUGUGCUAAUUUCACAUUAUAUACUUGGUAUAUAUAUAUUUUUUAAACCCUUUUAUUUUAAGACAUUUAGUAAAUUGUACUAAAACUGUUAGUGUUUAGGGAAAAAAACCAGUUUUUCUAGUGCAUUCUCUCUUAAUCCUAUUUUGUGUCAUGAAGAUCCCUGCAGAGCAAGAGGCUCAAAAACUACCGAACAACUUCAGGCUCUGCAGAUGCAGUGCACCCAGAAACCGAGGCUGGCUGGCUUUUUGGUCUGUCCUGUUGCUCUUCUCGGUCGUUGCCGCCAUUACAGCUUUUCAACAUUUCCAUUAUGACAGCAAACAAAAGCAGGAGGACUUAACCAACAUCAAGACAGAGCACUUAACCAACAUCAAGACAGAGGAGUUCACGAUCAUCCUCCAAACGUACAAGCGAGAUAAUAUUCUCCUGAAGGUCCUCAAAAAUUGCCUGGCUGCACCUCAUCUCCAGAAGAUUAUCGUAGUGUGGAACAACAUUGGGGUAGCCCCUUCACAGAAGUUAAUUGACUCUUUAGGUCAACAUUCUAUUCCUGUUCUCUUUAUGGAGCAAACGCGUAACAGUCUUCAAAAUAGAUUACAACCCUUUGCUGAAAUUCACACUGAGGCUGUGUUGAUGCUGGAUGAUGACGUUCUGGUCAGCGUUCCUGACAUCAGUUUUGCUUUCAUCGUUUGGCAGCAAUUCCGAGAUCAAAUUGUUGGCUUUGUGCCCCGCAAACACGUUGAGAUCUCUCCGGGUGUGUACAACUAUGAAGACGUUGGGCUGACGCCUGGACAAAGAGGAGAGCGCAAAUAUUCCAUGGUGUUGAUCGGCGCUGCGUUCUUCCACCGUCGCUACUUGAAGCUUUACCGAGACCAGCCGAAGGCAAUGCACGAUCUGGUGGAAGCCGGCCACAACUGCGAGGACAUCGCCAUGAAUUUUGUUGUGUCACUGCACCUGAGAGAAAUCUGGGCUGACGGCAGGUCCGCGGGCAUUUAUGUCAAACCCAUGGACAUGCGCAACCUGGAGAUGCAAGCCAGCGGUGACUUCAAGGGCUUGUGGCACCGCUCUGACCACUUCAAGCAGAGAUCCGAAUGCAUCAACCAACUGACCAAAAUUUAUGGUGUCAUGCCUUUGCAGUUGUCCGACAUCAUCGUGAAUCAAUAUUCUCGGGUUAAAUAGCUCAGUUUACAGAUCAAUGUAAAAACUAAAUUUUCGUCGACAAAUAUUUUCGUUAUAGUCAUCGUUUAGGAAAAACAACAGUGGCCCCCCCACCAAAAAAUAACAUGUAUUUUUUUAAAUAUUUUUAUUUUUGCAAAAACACUGUAGAAGCUAUUGUUAUGAAUGAAUAGCAAAUUAUCCUUUUUGCACUUGUUGCAUUUUGUUCGUACAGUAACACAUGCGCAUUCAUAUCAUUUUCGUAAGCCUUUACACUCUGAGCAUUUUAUGUGAAAUUAGGGGUUAAUUUUCCUAUGAGUAUUUAUGGACUUGCACAUCUUUUUUAUUCCUAAAUCAUCAAAGGAUUAUGUCAUGAACUUUUUUCAAAAAUGUUUACAUUUUUGAAAGUGUCAUAACCAGUGUUGUUAAUAACGGCGUUACAAUAUAACGGCGUUACUAACGGCGUUAUUUUUUUCAGUAAUGAGUAAUCUAAUUAAUUACUUUUCUCAUCUUGGCAACGCCGUUACCGUUACUGAGGCGGGAAAGGCGUGCGUUACUAUGGGUUACUAAGUUGGUUAAAUAAAAAAAAAGUCUGAGAGAAACGGACUCACGGGGACGAGAGCAGAGCAGGAGUGGGGAAGACGCCGUUGCAACCGCGAUGCUAGAUGGCUCCAAUAAUACCUGACUGCAGCCAUAGCCGACAAACUACGCCCACAUGACACGGUAGAUAUCAUAUUAUAGAACUAGAUGCAAAUGACAGACACUGCUGCAUUGCCAACAUGUUUUAAGGACUACAUGCGUUUGUAAACAGCCGCCAUCUUAAAGCAGUAGACCUCUCAGGAAGGCCCUGAUGUAGAGAUCCUUCCUAGCGAACCUAAGUAAUUUUUUAAAAUCUAAAAUGCUCCUAAAUCGGCAAAAUCUUAACUUAAAUCUAUCUUUAAAUGAUGAAACAGUUUUAAAACUUACACAUGUUUAAAGUAGACAGAAGGGAACUAAUGCAAUAACGGGAGAAAUUUUAACAACUUUAACGAUUGAUUCACAACUUUAAAUGACUUCCACACAUAGCAAAGGUUACUAGCUAGUUAUCGCAAUACCCUUGUGUCUAGUUAAGUGGAGGGUAAAGAAUUGGGCUUGGGCCAAUUGUCCCCCAAACCCUUUAAGCUUCACAUUGUGUGACCUGUUUUUUUUUUUUUUUUUUUUUUUUGAGAAAAAAAAAAAUCACUAGUUACUUUGCCAAGUAACUAAUUACUCUUACAUUCAGGUAACUGAGUUACUAACGCAAUUACUUUUUGGGAGAAGUAAUUUGUAACUGUAAUUAAUUACUUUUUUAAAGUAAAAUUAACAACACUGGUCAUAACCAGAUGAAGUUGAAGAAUUCCAAAUGCCAAAUAUGGAAUACCACACACAUUGCUUGAUUACUAAUAAACUAUAAAUCUCAGUCAGGUUUUGACAACUAAUCAUAAAAAUUUAACAUCUUGGAUAUAAUUUGACUUACAGUAUUGCACAUAGAGAUUAAGCAAAUGAGCACGGAGUAAUUUACAUUCCAAAAAUUGCACUUCUUGACAAUAGUUUGUAAACAAUAGACAUGAUCGUCACAAAAAAACUUGAAAAAUAACAUUUUCUCAUUAUUUCCAUGAAAUGAAACUUCAUCUUUUACAUCUGGGAGGGGUCUGUUCAUGCCUCUGGCUCUACCUCUUGCCCUCUCAGCCCUUGGAGUUCUGUCACAAUCUGAAAGGUAAAAAAAAUGUAUUUCGUCCAUCUUUUACAAAAAGACAUUUUCACACUGCAUUUUCAAAUUCCAACAUAUGUAUCAUAAAAAAGUCAAAAAUAAUAAUGUCAUCUAGUUUAGCAUCCUAAAAACAGCAACAACAAUCUUUUUAAUUUUUUUUUUUUUGUCAUUGGUUACAUGGGCAAUUAUACAAGAUGUUAUUGAUUCAGCAGUGAGUGUUACUCUGUUCAAGGUAAGUCUGGAAGGCCCAAAUCUUAUCCAGUUUAACUGGAUCUUUGAUAUGUUCAUGAUAAAUUGUUCAUUUUAUUACCUUCUUUGAUGGGAUCCAUGUCACUGUUUAUCAACUCCUCUUCCUUCCUCUUGGAAUCCAUGUCCCCUCUUUCUGGAGACUCCUCAUGAGACUCGGCAUAGUUUACUGCUUUUACUCGCCUCCUACAGACUGGAUGGUCUUCUGGUGUUCCACACCUUCUUCUAUCCCUGCCUUGUCGUUGUGAUGCCAUAUUUUCAAUAUAAUUAUGAUCAGAAUUGAUUAUUCUAGCAGAGAGAUGACAUAAAACUUCACGGAUGCAAGAUGGCUCAACUGACGCGAACUUCGACUGGGUUUUUUCAGUCACCUCGGGAAAACUCAUUUAGUUAUGAUCUGACAAUGCUGCCAUCUGGUGUUGAAUGAAGAGCUACUAGUCAUUUAUAUACUGCCCAAAAUGACGAGUACAACAGAUGUUAUGGCCCAUAGAAAUUAAGGGGACACUGGUGUCCCCGAUUUUACAGUGCAGAGUGUAAAGGGUUAAACAAAUAGCCAUUGAAUUUGUAACACUGUUUGCCUCUUGGGCUUAGCACCAUAGAGCAAAUGAACCACCAUGAAGCUUUGAAUCAAAUGCCUUCAAAACUUCAUUUGGGUAUCACUGCUCAAUAUAAUCUCACUUUCCUUGGGAGAGACAGACAACCUCUGCCGCCACUGUUGUUGUAUAACAUGCCUCAUGCCUCUCAGCAUGCAUUGCAGCACUACAGAUGUAAAUAACAUUUAAACUUCAUGUCAUGUGCUUAUUAUUUAUUUAGUUAGUGUUCCAGUUGUUUCAUGAAUUGCUGGUUGUGCUGGGGGUACUCUCGACGUAAUUGGUAUUUUUCAAACUUGUCAAGCAUUUUUUUUUUCUUUUUUUUCUUUUUUUAGAACUUGCUUCAGGACAAGUACAUUUACUCAGAAAUUACAUGGUUUAGUGUUUUGAAUGUGACUUAUUUCAAAUUUAUUAAGAGGACAUUAAAUUUUACUCCAAUUCUGAAAUGACUAACAAGUUGUAAUGCAUUCACUGGACAAUGAUUUUUUUAAUUUUUUUAAGGUAAAUUGAACAAUUUGAGUUGGGCCAGACUAUUUAAACCAAAACCUUGUAUAAUCUGGUACAGACUGAGAAAAAAAAUGGUCCUGGGUGAGAUUUCUUGUUAUUUAAAGUUCCAUGAACACAUAUUUUAAUGUUUACUGUUCACCUAUGUCACACACACACAUACACUCCAUCACACUAUUGCUCUCCUCAUGUUUGAAAAAAAAAAAAACUCUCUCCCAACUGAGUCGGCAGAAUACUGUUGUCUCGACCAGACACUUUUAAUUUGGUCGGACCUUUUCUAAUUUGACCAUAAUAAAAUAAUUUAAAAAUAUAUAUAUAUAUAAGAUAUUUUGUGCAUUGUGCUAAUAGUUUUUCCAGUACGUCUUCUCUGAAUCUUGUAAUCAGGAUCAUGAACAUCUCAGCAAAGCAUGAGACAACUUCAGGUAAGCGCUCAAAUUAGGAGUCUUGUUUUGUGAUUUAAUCAUUUAUUAUUUUUUAAACAUUUGCAUGACAACACAUGUACAUUUGGUAUGAAAGCACAUUUCCUUCCUCCUAAAUAGUUUCUUACCACCUCUCCUGUAGCUCAGGCCCUUAAGACAAUAACCGUUUCAAUGUCUGUACUCUAAUUAUCCAUUAACAAUGAUAGAUUUAUAAUCCAGUUUAAUUUAAAAGGCUUCCAGGCCAUCACAGUUCAGACAGAAUGGACAUCUAUAGCCGUCAAUAGCACUGAAACAAUUAUUCACUGCCAGACCUCGGAUGGAUUGACAUCUGGUUCAUGAUAAUGAAACGAAAUUUUCACACAUUUGUACUUUUCCUCCUUUUAAGGUUAAAAGGUGAUACGCAGUCUUUGUCAAACAGUGACUAUACAUUUCUUGAAAUGCUAGAUUUUUAACAGUAUGCAGAUGCACUCUUUGUUUUGGCUUUUCCUACGGGCGCAAUGUGUUCUGUCUGCACAGUCUUUAUAUACUUUGUCGGCCAAGUAGCGAGUCCUUUAAUUCGUUCGAUAGAAUGCAUUUACUGAAAAGACAAUCCCUGAAACGUCAACCAAUCUCCAGCAUUUUGACAGAAUAUUGCGUUGUGACAAUGUCAUCCUAAUACAAUAGAAAUCCUCUUGAACCAAAAUUAAAAGACGUUUCUGUAAAAUUUGGGUAAAACCAUUUUUGACCCCACUCAUUUUUACCCACUUUUUUACCCAAUGUUUAUAUUGACUAAUUGAAUUGAACUGACUCUUUUUAUUCCAAAAAACAUUCAAAAAAUAAAGAUAAAAUAAAACGUCAGUCACACUUUUUACAUUUUUUUCUAAAUUCACCUAUAUAAGAGUACAAUGUUAUCCAGUGGUAUGAAAAAGUAUCUGAACCUUUUGGAAUUUCUCACAUUUCUGCAUAAA